This is a messenger RNA of Triticum turgidum subsp. durum (durum wheat), 474 nucleotides long. The record is from the annotation of a GenBank genome assembly. NCBI's taxonomy places the organism in Eukaryota, Viridiplantae, Streptophyta, Magnoliopsida, Poales, Poaceae.
AUGUCUUCUUCAAGCUCCCGCGCCACGUCGCGGAUGCAGAGCCCGACACGCGUGGAGAUGCCUAUCUUCGUCUGUCCAUGGUGCCGGGCGGCCGUUGAUAGGAGGGUUUCUCACACACCGAGGAACCAAAAUCGUCCGUUCUACGUGUGCAACGAGAAUGGGGUGAAACGUUUCUUCCUUUGGGUUGAUGCUCUGGCCAAGACUCUGAUGAAUGAACUGCAAGAAGAGCAUGAAGAAUGGUUGCGCAUGCUGCCACAAAAGGCAGUGGCCGCAGCACGAGCUCCGGAAGAAGAGAUAGAGGGCAAAGCACGCACUAACAGAGAGCUAGCUAUUGCUGUUGACCUUAGGAUGUUGAAGAAGAAGAUUAGGAAGCUUGAAGAUCAAGCACAAAUACCCAUUUGCAAUUAUUUUUGGGCAUUUGUAGCAAUGUUAAUCACACUGGGUGUAAUGUUGAAAUUGUAUGGAAAGACAUGA